Molecule: messenger RNA, 4854 nt
Organism: Carassius gibelio (silver crucian carp)
Lineage: Eukaryota; Metazoa; Chordata; Actinopteri; Cypriniformes; Cyprinidae
Product: metabotropic glutamate receptor 7-like
Exons: 12
Coding region: 642-3437 (931 amino acids)
Biological process (GO): regulation of synaptic transmission, glutamatergic; G protein-coupled glutamate receptor signaling pathway
Cellular component (GO): membrane
Molecular function (GO): group III metabotropic glutamate receptor activity
Source: RefSeq, a predicted model, not a curated record
CGCGCGGGCUGUCUUCUCGUCUCUUGUGAGGAUUUUCUCAAGACCAAAAGACGUAUCACCGCUAGCUCGCUCGCUUUCUCGCGAAUGUAACAAUCAGUCCCUGCUCCGAGAGCGGAAAGUGGGAGGAUGCCACGGGAAUCUCACCUGACGUCGAUUCUCUGCAACAUUUUUUCUCUGACCGAUACACGCGACGCGGCAUCCUGAACGAAAACUUUUUUUUUUUUUUUUGCCGCCUUUAUUUAUUUAAAUUAUUUAUUUAUUUAUUUAAAUAAAUAAGAUCCUUUAAAAGCCAGUCGCUAUGGUUUUACAGUGGAGUUAUGUCAUUGGCGAGGAUCGGACGCGUUUUAGUCGAAUAUCUCUGCACUUUAAUGCGUUUUGCGUGUUUGGUGCUUUGAUUUAAGGACAAAUAAUAGAAAGGUACUGUAUGUUUUUUUUUUUUUUUUUUUUUUUUAAUGUUCUUUUUAUGUCGAAGCAACAAGCGUCGCCAAACCAUGCGCACUUUCCCAAGGAAUAACGCAUCACUGUCGCGCGGUGUUCUUGGAAUAAAAACAUCAACCUUACUUUAAAAAGCUCUAUGGCCGUUAUUGAGAUCGAUUCUGUUCUUGUUAUCCUAUAAAUACAGUGAAAAGUGCCUUUUUUCCAUGUUUCCCAACGACAAGGGAGACAUGGCUUGCUUUCCAUGGCGGGUAUUUUGGAUAAUUCAAGCGCUUGUGGAUGUGACACUCUCGCAGGAAAUCUACGCUCCUCAUUCCAUCAGAAUUGAGGGGGAUUUGACCCUCGGUGGCCUCUUCCCGGUCCAUGCCCGCGGGGUCUCCGGGGAACCGUGUGGAGAUAUCAAAAAGGAGAACGGGAUUCACAGGUUGGAGGCGAUGCUUUAUGCACUGGACCAAAUCAACAGCGACGACGAGCUUUUGCCCAACAUCACUUUAGGCGCUCGGGUUUUGGACACAUGCUCGCGAGACACGUACGCGCUGGAGCAGUCGCUUACUUUUGUGCAGGCUCUCAUACAGAAAGACACGUCGGAUGUGAAGUGCACGAACGGAGAGCCCCCGGUGUUCGUCAAACCCGAAAAGGUGGUCGGAGUCAUAGGGGCUUCGGCGAGCUCAGUGUCCAUCAUGGUCGCGAAUAUACUGCGACUGUUCCAGAUUCCGCAGAUCAGCUACGCCUCUACCGCUCCAGAGUUGAGCGAUGACCGCCGGUACGAUUUCUUCUCUCGCGUCGUACCUCCCGAUUCCUUCCAGGCGCAGGCCAUGGUGGACAUAGUGAAACUGAUGGGUUGGAAUUACGUGUCUACAGUGGCCUCGGAGGGAAGCUAUGGCGAGAAAGGAGUCGAGGCCUUCAUGCAGAUUUCCAGAGAAGCAGGUGGAAUCUGCAUCGCUCAGUCCCUGAAGAUCCCUCACGACCACAAGCAGGCUGAUUUUGACAAGAUCAUCCGACAGCUGCUGGACACCCCUCGGGCCCGGGCCGUCAUUAUUUUCGCUUACGACGAGGACAUUCGGGGGAUCCUUAACGCCACCAAAAGAGCCGAUCAAGUGGGCCAUUUCCUAUGGAUCGGUUCAGACAGCUGGGGAACCAAGAACAGCACUAUUCAAGGCCUCGAGGACGCCGCCAUGGGUGCUAUCACCAUCCUGCCAAAAAGAGCCAUUGUUCAGGGUUUUGAUACCUACUUUAUGUCACGCACACUGGAGAACAACAGGAGGAACGUCUGGUUUGCUGAGUUCUGGGAGGAGAACUUCAACUGCAAGCUCAUGAGUUCCUCCAAGAAAGAAGACACUAGCAGGAAAUGCACAGUGUUUGGGCUGUUUAACCGCGGCCCCGACCAGCAACAUCAAGCCACAACCCCCAGCACCCUCCAGCACUCCCAAGAUAUAAUAUGUUCCCGCGGCUAUGAUCUUGGAUGGGCUGAGGGACAAGAACGGAUAGGAACAGACUCACAUUACGAGCAGGAAGGGAAGGUGCAGUUUGUGAUAGACGCGGUGUAUGCCAUGGCUCAUGCCCUGCACAACAUGCAGAAGGAUCUUUGUCCCGACCAGUCAGGCGUUUGUGGAGAGAUGGAGCACGCUGGUGGCAAGAAACUCCUCAAGUACAUCCGAUCGGUCAGCUUCAACGGGAGCGCGGGGACGUCCGUCACGUUCAAUCGGAAUGGCGAUGCACCUGGACGAUACGAUCUUUUCCAGUACCAGAUGAAUAUCAACAGCACUCCCAUAUAUAAAGUUAUUGGACAGUGGACAGAAACUCUCAAACUUCGCCUCAAUGAGAUGCAGUGGCCCAACGGUGAAAUGGAAAUCCCCAUCUCGGUCUGCAGUCUGCCCUGUAAGACGGGUCAACGCAAGAAGAUAGUGAAAGGGAUGCCAUGCUGCUGGCACUGCGAGCCCUGCGACGGCUACCAGUACCAGUUCGAUGAGACAUCCUGCAAGCUCUGCGCUUACAACAUGCAUCCAAAUGCCAAUCGCACGGGCUGCCAGCCCAUCCCAAUUGUCAAGCUGGAGUGGCAUUCGCCCUGGGCCAUCAUUCCCGUCUUCCUGGCUAUGCUUGGCAUCAUCGCCACCAUCUUUGUUAUGGCCACGUUCAUCCGCUACAACGACACCCCGAUCGUACGAGCGUCUGGGAGGGAGCUCAGCUACGUUCUGCUGACGGGGAUAUUCCUGUGUUACAUCAUCACGUUUGUAAUGAUCGCAAUGCCGGACAUUGCCGUUUGCUCCUUCAGACGAAUCUUCCUCGGGCUGGGAAUGUGUAUUAGCUAUGCGGCGCUCCUCACUAAGACAAAUCGAAUUUACCGCAUCUUCGAGGAAGGGAAGAAGUCGGUUAGUCCACCUAAACUGAUCAGCCCGACGUCUCAGUUAGCCAUCACGUCCAGCCUCAUCUCCGUCCAGCUCUUAGGGGUCCUCAUAUGGUUCGGAGUGGAUCCUCCGAACACCAUAAUCGAUUACGACGAACAGAAGACCAUAAACCCUGAUAAGGCCCAAGGGGUUCUCAAGUGUGACAUUACGGAUCUACAAAUCAUUUGCUCUCUAGGUUACAGCAUCUUGCUGAUGGUAACAUGUACGAUUUACGCCAUCAAAACGCGAGGCGUCCCGGAGAACUUCAAUGAAGCCAAACCCAUCGGCUUCACUAUGUACACCACCUGCAUUGUGUGGCUCGCCUUCAUUCCCAUUUUCUUUGGGACGGCACAAUCUGCAGAAAAGCUCUACAUCCAGACCACCACGCUGACCAUCUCCAUGAAUCUGAGCGCAUCCGUGGCUCUGGGAAUGCUCUACAUGCCCAAGGUCUACGUCAUCAUCUUCCACCCAGAGCUCAACGUGCAGAAACGCAAGCGCAGCUUCAAGGCCGUGGUGACGGCGGCCACCAUGACCUCGCGUCUGUCGCACAAACCCAGCGACCGGCCGAACGGCGAGGCCAAAACCGAACUGUGUGAAAAUGUGGAUCCCAACAGCUAAUUCUCAUAAUUUAUCAGGUCUGGCUGCUAAGAAGAAAUACGUGAGCUACAAUGACCUUGUGAUCUGAAGGCCAUCGACAGGAGGAAGGUGAUCGAUGGUACUUCCUGGUUACUCUUGGCUCUUUGGAACAAAAGUAAAGCGGGAAAAAGCUUUCAGUGUCCCUCUGUUUCCAUCCUUAUUUCGUCUGAGGUCCAGGACAGUGAUUGGGCCCUCAGCUAAACCAUCAACAGAGGAUAUCAGUUGAUUUUCAACACCUUUAAGAAACAUAACACAGCGAAACCACCCAAAAAAGUAAAAAAAAAUGAAACUGAAAUAACCAGACAUCUACAAAACAAGUAACAGGAAUUACAAAUGGAGGAAUUACAUUUUUUAUUUUUUUAUUUUUUUCCGACGGAGGAAACUGAUGGGGUGUAACAUUGGGACAACACGACUGACCAUCAGUCAGACGAGGGUACACUUGGCAUGAUGGACCUUCGACAAGGCAUUUCUUCUGACUUUCCAUCACAGACUUUCUUCAAGACGCUGAUGAUCAACAUGGCUUUGGAAUGCUGGGCCGUGAGGUCCUCCUCAUCUUUACAUGCACUUCCAAACUGCAAGUUUUGGGGGUUUUCUGAGUGACUUUGUGUGGUUCUCUCAGCAUUUUCAGUUUGCUUUUGCUGUUUUUGUGUUUCAGCUGAGCCUUUCUUCCUUGGUUUUCCUUGCCUUUUCUGGAUGCACAUUGUAUUAAAGCCAUAUUCUUCUCUUUGAGAUCUCAUUCCUGGAAUAUUGUUUCUUUAUUUUGAGGAUUUCCAUUGGUUUUCGCCCUUUAACAUGAUAAACGUGUCACAUUUUUCGACAUUCCCACCAUGUUUGUAAGGUUUGUAGACCAUCGACUGUGUUUUUAGUGACUUUGAGAGAUGUUGCAUUGGUUUAACAGUGUCUAAACCCCAGUGACGGUUGUGUUUCAGAGUUCUUUUUUAAAGAAAGUGUUCACGUAGCAGUUGUCAAUGCAUGCUUGAUAUGUUCGAUGUUGAAGUAAAUGAAACUUACACCACAGUUAUCUCACAAUGGCCUGUUUACAGAUAAUUUUGCAAGCAUUAAUUGAUUUAUCUAGUUUUUCCUUCAUGAAUUUCUUAGACAUUCACUCACUCAAGGCAGAAUAUGGCUUUAAUUUGUCUUGGAAUUUUUAACUGCCCUGGAAUUUAUGGAGAAAUGUGCAAAGGAUAUGAGUAUAUAUUUCAAAGUAAAAAAAAAAAAAAAGAAAUCUAUGAAAAAGCAUGUAUGUUUUAUACUGUUUGUACUAAGUAUAUUCAUGUUGCCCUUGCUGCUUUUGUGCUGAUGUUGUGGAAGACUUUUAUGUUUGGCCACUCAUGCAACUAUAAUGUGGUGUUGUCCAAGAAUGUACCAACAUGAAAUAAAACCAUUUGGUUAUUUUUUA